Messenger RNA from Frankliniella occidentalis (western flower thrips), 913 nucleotides. Its product is annotated as glucose dehydrogenase [FAD, quinone]-like. The transcript has 3 exons. The record is from RefSeq and is a predicted model, not a curated record. Gene Ontology annotation, molecular function: oxidoreductase activity, acting on CH-OH group of donors; flavin adenine dinucleotide binding. Lineage: Eukaryota; Metazoa; Arthropoda; Insecta; Thysanoptera; Thripidae. The coding region runs from base 1 to 405 and encodes 134 amino acids.
AUGUCUCAGGACAAUAUUGCAGCCUGCUUCAAGGCGCCCCUGGUGUUGCAGGCCGUGCGGCUGAGCGAGACGCGCCCGUUCCAGCGCUACGGCAGCGCGCUGCUGCGGACGCCCUUCCCCGGCUGCACCAACCACACCUUCGGCUCGGACGACUACUGGGGCUGCGCGGCGCGCCACUUCACCACCUCGCUGCACCACCAGGUCGGCACGUGCAAGAUGGGGCCGGCGGGCGACCCCACGGCCGUCGUGGACCCCGAGCUGCGCGUCCACGGGGUGCGCGGGCUCCGGGUGGUCGACGCCUCGGUCAUCCCGGACGCGCCCGCCGCGCACCCCAACGCCAUCGUCUACAUGAUCGGCGAGAAGGCGGCCGACAUGAUCAAGAAGACGUGGAGGGGAGCCACGUGACCAGACUGACGUAGCUGAGCUGCAACUGUGACUGUGAUAAGGUGGAACUGUGGUGACGUGGAACCCUUCGAACUGUGAUCACAGGCCACUGCGCCACUCGGCCUGUCGCUUUGGGAGUGGGAGUGAUCAGCUUGUGACUACGUCCAGAAAGUAGUAUACGUUUUCUUUUCAGAUUCACUCGGCAGCUUCCGCUGAGGGGGGGGGGGUGUUUGUUCAGCGCCUGCGAGACUCAGGGUAGGCCACCCGGCAGCACACGCAUGCACUGUAGGCAUGAUGUUGCCUACCCAUCAGGCGCUGUGAGAGGUCGCAGAGGCAAAGCUGAACUCUGCAGGUUAUUGGGAAUGACGGACGUAGGCCUACUCUCUGGAUGAUCCCCGUGUUGCACAAGCGACUGCGCUGACUCGUGCGCCUUGAGAUUUACUUGACAGGAGACGCCGCCCAACAUUGUGGCAUCAUACUAGAUGUAUCAUUUAUGUUUCAAUUAAAAUAAAUCUACAAACAUUUUUAA